AUGGAUACAUUGGAAAAACAAUUAGCAGACCUACAAAUGGCAACUAUAGUCAAUACAUCAAGCAAAGUGAAAAAGGUACCUCCUGCCAUACCACCUAAAAAGAAGGCACAACCUCAGGUUCCUUACAGCACAUUGGUAACUAACAUUCAAGAGCCAUCAUAUUCAAAGAUGAUAUACUCUAAAAAUAAUGAUUCGUCUACAUACAAUAAUUCUCCAGGAAAUAAUCGGUCUGCGAUUUAUGCUAAUAUAAACCAUUGCGAAGGAAACCGUCCUAGUCAUCUUCAGAAAUAUAAUGUGCCAAUGAUAUCUGCAAGCAAAAAUGUUACAUAUGGUAAUAUACCACAGUUUCGAAGAAGUGACGAUGACUUACCUCCUCCGCCACCGCCACCGCCACCAUCUCACUUGAUUUUGUCCCAACCAAAACCUUCCACAACCAAGCAGUUAAAUGACGAUUUACUACCUCCGCCCUCACCAGUCAGUUCUAACUAUAGUGAGUUAGUCCGUGCUACUACGAAUUUAAGUUUUAAUCAAGACCGGGCAUUUCCUCCUACAUAUCAAAAUGAAUAUCCAGAGUAUGGAGUUUCACAGUCAUCAACAUAUGAAUCACUCUAUGAACCAAUCAAUCCUCAUCCACUUUCAAAAAGUUCUAAAGAAGUAACUAGCAUUCCAAAUUAUCAAAAUAAUAUGCCCAGUCCAAGUUUGCGUAAAGAAGAAGAGGUUGAUGCUCUUACAAACCUUUUGGUACAAUCAAUAUCAGACAGUCAGGACUUGGACGUUUUUGGAGUUUGUGUGAAAUGCAAUGAGAAAGUCAUUGGUGAAGGUUCAGGUUGCACUGCUAUGGGAAAUAUGUAUCAUGUGAAAUGUUUUUCGUGCUGUAGAUGUUACAUAAAUUUACAAGGCAAGACGUUUCAUGCUGUAGAAGGACAACCAUAUUGUGAAAAGGAUUACUAUGAAAGUCUGGAAAAAUGUUCAGUAUGCGACAAUCCUAUUUUAGAUAGGAUUCUACGUGCAACUGGUAAUCCCUAUCAUCCGUCCUGUUUCACUUGCAUAGUUUGUGGAAAGAGCCUCGACGGAAUACCUUUUACAGUUGAUGCAAUGAAUCAAAUUCAUUGUAUAGAAGAUUUUCAUCGUAAAUUCGCACCUCGCUGUUGCGUAUGUGAACUUCCUAUAAUGCCAGAAAGUGGAGAAGAGGAAACUGUAAGAGUUGUAGCUUUAGAUCGCAGUUUUCAUGUACGCUGUUAUUGCUGUGAAGACUGCGGGCUUUUACUAUCAUCUGAAGCUGAAGGUCGCGGGUGUUACCCGUUGGACGACCAUAUUCUUUGCAAAGAAUGUAAUGCUCAUCGCAUUCGCCUUCUAACAAACGUUAUGACUACUGAUCUUUAA
Chilo suppressalis (striped riceborer) is the source of this 1383-nucleotide messenger RNA. Lineage: Eukaryota; Metazoa; Arthropoda; Insecta; Lepidoptera; Crambidae. The record is from the annotation of a GenBank genome assembly.